Molecule: messenger RNA, 780 nt
Organism: Neopelma chrysocephalum (saffron-crested tyrant-manakin)
Lineage: Eukaryota; Metazoa; Chordata; Aves; Passeriformes; Pipridae
Product: extracellular fatty acid-binding protein-like
Exons: 7
Coding region: 62-604 (180 amino acids)
Molecular function (GO): small molecule binding
Source: RefSeq, a predicted model, not a curated record
AAUGCGGCUGCCCCAGCACCACUCCCCAUCCCACUGGUGAAGCCAGAGGAGCUAAGGUGACAUGAAGACCGUGGGGCUGAGCCUGGGCCUGGCCCUGCUCUGCUUGCUGCACGUGGAGGCCGAGGACCUCGGGGCUGGGGAGUUGGACACGAACAAGAUUGCAGGGAAAUGGUACAUCACUGCUAUGGCCUCCGACUCCGAGAGCUACCUCCAAAGGAAGGACCAGCUGAAGAUGGCGAUGGCCAGCAUCAAGGUCCUGGGGAAGGACCUGAACAUCUCCUUUGCAAUUCCCACCCCAGGGAGAUGUAUGAAGUUUGAGUCGAUCUACAAGCCAACAGCAAUCUCGGGUGAAUACUACAGCUCUGACAGAGGCAAUAAGACAGUACAGCUGGUGGAUACCGAUGGCAGGACCUACAUGAUUAUCUUUGCCACCAGAGAGAAGGAGGGGAAGAUCUUGCACAUGCUGAGACUCUACAGCAGAACCCGGUGGGUGAGACCCAGAAUCGUAGAGCUGUUCAAGACGUUUGCCAAGAUGGAGGGUUUCACUGACGAGAUGAUCUGGAUACUACCCAGGCAGGACGAAUGCAGACUUGAUGGACCAUAGGUGAGUUGCUGCUCGUGGAUGCUCCUCCCAAGCAAUGCAAGACCCACACUUUGAAGCUCCAGGCUGCUGCUCCACCAGCCCUCUUCCAAGCUCCGUGGUCAAGGCUUUGACACAACCCCUGCUCCUCCAGCACACAGUCCCUGCUUUUUGCCAAAUAAAGAGAAACUUAACCCAGA